Molecule: messenger RNA, 3450 nt
Organism: Austrofundulus limnaeus
Lineage: Eukaryota; Metazoa; Chordata; Actinopteri; Cyprinodontiformes; Rivulidae
Product: voltage-dependent calcium channel gamma-4 subunit
Biological process (GO): transmission of nerve impulse; neurotransmitter receptor transport, postsynaptic endosome to lysosome; neurotransmitter receptor internalization
Cellular component (GO): postsynaptic density membrane; AMPA glutamate receptor complex
Molecular function (GO): channel regulator activity; voltage-gated calcium channel activity
Source: RefSeq, a predicted model, not a curated record
GUAGGAUGUAAGUCAGCUGUUGUGCCGGAACGCCCUUGAGAACAAUGUCAAAUCCCUGCUUGAUCUCACCUCUUUGAGAAACCCACAUAGUGCAUUUCAGAGCAGGAAUCUGUGCAAAGUGGCUGUGAUUGAGCCGUCGCACCAACGGGAAGAAAGUUGGACGGAUGGAACGCACCGAGAUGCUGUGACCGAAGCAACGAUGACUCACACGUCUGUCAUCUCUGCUGUUCAUUCCUCAUCUUGUCAUACAUGUCCGAGACGUGAUGUCCGGGCUGAAUCUCCUCUCUCUUGUGGAAUUCACACACUUUUUAGCAAAAUCCUCUCAGCUGCUACAUCCAUCCUUUUCCUCCCCAACACAAACACACACAUGCAUACAUGCACAUUUGCCAGCUUCACCAUAGACUUUGGAAUUCACUGUUGCCAUGGCAAUGGAGGAGAGCACGCUCUCUCACAUCGCCUGUUCUUUUCGUUUUGCUUUCUCUCUCUCUCUCUCUCUGUGGAGGCAAACCAGCUUUUCUUCUUUGACAGAGGAGUCGUUUUUUGCCGCUGGCGUCAGGUCUUUUUGGAUUUCCUCUCUUAUCUGCUCUCCACAUCAAACACCCACCUUUCCCCACCACCUCCCUCUUGCCUCUUCCAGCAGCUAAGAUGACUGCCGUGACAAUUCAAUGAGAGGAGAGGACACUAAGUGAAGUAACCACCACUUGCUGAGAACAAACCAAGGAGUGCCCAACAUUCAAAAUAAAUAGAAAAACAGCAAAAGGAAGAAAGAAGUGUGACGAGCUCUGAGGAGAGGAAGUGGCAGAGGAGCAGAGGCGAGAAAGCAGGAGGAUAAACGGUGGAUGGAGGCGGCUCGGACCGGGGCUACAGAGCGCUCUUCACUGACGAGGAAGAAGAAGAAGAACAGCAGCCGCAGGGGGGAGAGGAGAUGGAGACGAAGGGGAGAAACAUGCCUGCAGACAUGAGUUUCCUUCCACGCCCGGCCAUGGUUUGGUGGGAACGAGGCAUCCAGGUGUUGCUGACCACCAUGGGGGCGUUCGCUGCUUUUGCCCUCAUGACGGUGGCCAUCGGGACAGAUUACUGGCUCUACGCCCGCGCUUUCAUCUGCAACAGCACGGCCAACUCGUCCCAGGACGACUCCAACAACAAGGACAAGAAAGACCCCGGAGCUCUAACCCACUCCGGCCUCUGGAGGAUUUGCUGCCUGGAAGGCUUGAAGCGAGGUGUGUGCUCCCAGAUCAAUCAUUUCCCAGAGGACGCAGACUAUGACCAAGAUGCUGCCGAGUAUCUGCUGCGCCUGAGCAACAUCAUCGGGGUGAUCGUCUACAUCUCUGCAGCUCUCAGUGAUAUCUCCCCAAAGAAAGACGAGGAUAAAAAGUGGCACUACUCCUACGGCUGGUCGUUCUACUUUGGUGGUCUGUCCUUCAUCCUGGCUGAAAUGGUGGGCGUCCUCGCUGUCAACAUCUACAUCGAAAAGAACAAAGAGCUGCGCUGCCGCUCUCGCACCGACCUCUUCAAGAGCACCACUCAYGCCAUGCUGCGUCUGCCCAGCUACCGUUUCAGACGGCGCUCCCGCUCCAGCUCCCGCUCCACCGACCCGCCUCGCUCGCAGGAGACCUCGCCCGUCGGCACGUCCAAAACCUUCACCCUGCCUCCGUCUGCCCCGCCGUUCUCCGUGGCCACGCUGCCCAACCCGCACCACGGCGGAGGUGGCGGCGGCGGGAGCGGAGGGGGCGGUGACAUCUCCAUGUACACCCUGUCCAGGGACUCCAAACUGGGGAGCCUCGGAGGAGGCGCCCCGCCCCUCUACGGCACCGUAGACCGUGCCACGCUCUACCAGCUCCACAACUACUUCCCAAAAGAUUCUGGCAGCGGCGGUGGCGGGGGAGCGGGAGCCGGUGCCGUGAUAAGCGGCGGCACGCUUCCGUCUCACUCCAAGUCCAACCUGGCAGCGGCAGCAGCUGCGGCCCAGAAUGCAGCGCCGCUAAAUACCUCCACGUCUGCUGCUGUUCCAGCCCAGACGGCCCCCAUCUCCACAACCACCAUGGAGAGGGACAGGGGCAAUGUUGGAACCCUGGACCGACUGACGGCCAAAAGGGACCGGGAUAGCAACUCCGAUACACUCAACAGGAAAACUACACCAGUUUAAAACUGAACUUCACAGAGAAGGGCUUGAAAGUAAAGAGAAUAUAAAAAAGGUAAGGUUAAAUAUGUCUGGGUGACACUUCAACAAUUAAGAUUCUGUCAAUGAGCCUGGCUAAUUUAGCUCUCCUAUCCAUAUCAUAAAGAGUCAUAAAACCCCUGAUGUUGUGUUCACUGCMUUAAAGUACUUUUAAUAUCUUGUCCAAUGGUGCAGUCAAAGUUUAAGUUUGGACUUUUUUUUUUGAUAAAUGGUUCCAACUCAAAGUUUUUCUUAAUGAAAAAUUUUAACACACAAAGUCUUACAAAUCCAGAGGUUUCGUGCUGAAAACUAUUAAAUAGGUGUCUGAGUAAUUCUCAAGUCUUUAAUAACUUCUAACAUCACACAUAAUAAAAGAAACAAUAGUUUAGGAAUAGAAGCUGGACUUGUGUGACAUGUUUCUUGAUGGGAAGUAAAUGCCACACAUAAGGACCAAGCUGCUCAGCGACCGACUUCAGAUUAAAAUAGCUACUUAACCUCUGGUCCGUAGAGCGUCACCUCAGCCAUAUCUAACUUAAUGACACACAUGGGAGCAGUUUGCCUCCAUUUAUUAUUCACUGAAAGAGAUACCUGCAAUGAGAAAUGGGCAUUCGUCACGGUUUUUGAGAGAUAAAAGAYGUGAAAGCCUUUCUGUGCUGUAGUGCUGGUAUUCUGUUCCUUAAAAAUAUGUUCAUUUUUUUCAGUUUGCUAACCUCAUUUCAGUCUGUUAUUGAAGUUUUCCAACAAAGUAAACACUGAAAUGCUGAAAUACUCUGUCCAGAUCUGGGGUAAGUCUGUGCUUUAGUUUAUCUCUUGGUAGCAGAAUAGAGCCAGAGAUAAACUGACGAAUCAGGGCGUUGUCCACAGUAAUGAGGUAAUUGCUCCRGUCUCUAAUGAGAGAAGCUGAAACAAAAGGCAUGGCACUCAAUUUACUGGCCUGUCAUGCUGUGUUUCGAUCAACCUUUUUUUUAAUUUAUUUUUUAAUGCACAUUUUGAAGUGUUGUAUUAGAAAAGGUGGAAACAGCAAAAUUCUGACGUAAUUACACUUUGCGUAUCCUGGUUGAUUUGCUCCAAGCCAGUUGAUGAAAACAAGCCUGAUUCGCUUUCUGUUUUUCUUUUUCUUUUCUUUUUGUAACAUUUUAAAAAUUUGCUUAAAAUUCACAUUAAAAUUGGUUGAAAACAUAGCUUAUGGUCCCGGUCCCCAUCCAUAGCCAUGAGGUUGAAGAAAUUUAUUAGUCAUGUUAAACACUGAUUUUAAAAGCACCACACCAUUUUCUUAGUUUUCCUUUUUAAGU